CCUCAGCAUCUCACACAUCAUCCAUGCUAGCUAGCUCGGUUGCAUCAUGCAUUUCAGCAUUUGUGCCCCAUUGGAAUUGGUCCAAAGGGAAGGUGAGAGGAGAGGGACAUGCAUCCCACGAUGGAGUGACCUCCAAUUUUGCUCCCCUCUCGUCUCUCGUAGUACAUAUAUGCGCCCAUGUCUAGCUACCACCUACCGGCCUAGUUCGGCCGACAAGCUUGCUUAUGUAUCCAGCAGAUACAAGCUGUAAAGCUGCUCGGACCAUCCCUCCUUCCCGAGCUAGCUUUGGGGAUUUUUGUCUCUCGUCGCCACCAAUCACCCCAAGCCCGACCACCCAGCUCAUAAAUACAUGUGGACAUCCAUCAACUCAGUUAGUUAGUUAUCCUGAGGUGGUAAUCCUUAAACAAAGCACGCCUUGUUUCUCCUUUCUCCUUUCCUUUUGCUCCUGCGCUCUGGCUAAUGGAAAGGAGAUUAGGUGCGCACGUAUUUAAUACCCAAGCUACCAAUCGGACGUACAUACGCGCACUUGUCAUUUCGGCCCAACAACUUUUCCACCAUUGUACGACGCCAUUGCAUGCUUUUGUUUCGCGUGUGGGUAGGCCAAGCGGGAGCUUGAGUAAGGGGGAAGAGAUAUGAAUAUGAUAGAGAGUGAGCAAAACAAAAGGGCAAGCCUCCCAUGGUGAUGGUGGUGGAUUCUUGCUUGCUUGCUUGGCUAGUUGGCUUGCUUCGGCCGCACCUCUCUCCGGGCUCAAGUCUGGUGGUUGUAGUGGCGCGCGUAUAAUGCGCGCUAUCUUGCACGGGACCAUGCGGUCGACGCAUGUAGACGGCCGGUGAUCAUCGCCGCCCGUGCCAAAGCAAAGCUUAAAGAAACGGACUGCAUGAGUCUGCCUCUGCCUCCCCGUUUAAGGAUGGUGUCUGAUUAUUAGUAGUAUUUAAAAACCACGCGGCCGUCGCUGUUGGGUGCGGUACACUGGUUAGUGCCAGGUUAGACGGGGAAGCAAGCGGCAAGCCUAGCCGGGAAUGAUGCACUAGUAGUACUACAAUGGUUGCUUCCAUUAUUUAGUUGCUUUUCUCGUGCAUGUGGAGGGAAGAUAGUGGUACUACAAAGAGCCUUCUCGCCCUCCGUCGCCGUAGCAAAGUGGCGAUUAGCGUCUAGCUAGCCUUCUCUUCUCUUGGCCUCUCUCCCCCGCCCUCUUCUUCCCCGGUCCAGAGAGGGAGCUGAGCUGAGCCGAGCUGACCGCCCUUUUCUGCUUGUCCCGUUGCAGCUUUCUUUCCUGUAGGUGGGCAUACAUACACACCAGUAGUGCUGGGGUGGCUCUCAAUCAAAUUUUGGAACAGAGAGAGAUAUAGCCGGCCGGCCAUGCAGACAGCCAAGACAAGGUAUGUUUCGUUCGCUUGCUCGUUCCAUCCUCCCCCCUCUGUCCUCUACUCUGCUGAGUUCCAUCCAUGUGCGGCUUGGUUUUUUUUAGCAGUUUGAUUGUUCGUUUUGAGGCGUCAUGUGCUACUAUACUUAUUUGAUUCCUUCCUCCAUGCUUUGUUUAUGCCCAUGCAUCGGUCUCUGGGAUGUUAGAUAGAUUCUCCGCUCCAUGCUCAAAUCUUCUGAAUACGGAUACAGUCAAUGUGCGUGCAUCCGUUUUGUGAGGUUACUGUUAGUACCUCACAAAGUUUUGAACAGAGUUAACCUGGGUCUGAACCUCCCUUCAUCAACGGAGCGAAACUGGAAGCAGCACUGCUCAUGCUCUCUGUUCACGGGGAUUAAACAGAGGCUCUCGACUGUUUCAGGCUUGCAGCUACAGGAGCACCAAUCGCGCGUAUUCCUCACAGUAUAUCUUAAACAAAAUCAACCCCGCUAAUUUCGCCCGUGACACGUUAACCAGUCGUUUGGGCGGCGAUAAACUACACUUUCAUCCUUAGUUCCUUACACACCACCACCUGUCUUGCCGGAGCCAGCCAGGAAGCGACCAAAAUUUUCAAAAUCGGGGGCGCACUGCACGCAUGUGACCGUGACUGUUUGCAGAUGGCUCCAUAUUUUUGAUAAAAUGCAGAUGGCGCCAUGGGCAACGCCUGUCCGGUUCUUGAGCUCGGCGCCAAGCGGCCAAAGGAGCCGCAGUGCGGCGCUGGUCCACCUGUCUCCCCUCGCUAACCACAUCUGUAAAGCCUCGGCCCCGUGCUUGCAUAUCACGGGGGAUCAUUAAGUUAAUAAGCUAAUGCGCCUCCCAUUUCCCGGCUGCUGCCUGCCUCUCGCUCGCCUGGUUGCUCCCCAUUCACUUCUUGUCGGUCGCCUCUGCCGCUUUCGGCCUCGGAUUCUUUGUUUCCCCCCAUUGCUUCUCUUCUCUGCAUCUGGCUGGUUAACUCGAGCUGAAAUCUUUGACCCGUUUAAUCCGGAGCGGUUCUCUAGUUUGCUUCCUCGUCAAGAACUUUGGAGUUCUUCUCUCUGGUUUUUCCCCUGCAUUUGGGAUGAAGGGGGGCAGUGAAACCCUGUGCCUCCUCUAGUCAUGCUGUACUUGAGCAAGAUGCAUUUUCUCAGGUUAUAUUCGAGCAGUACGGCCGUGAGGAAUGGCUCCGUGGAGCACCCUGCCCGUGGGUCUCCUCUCGGGGCAAACAAGACGGGCCGGCCGACGAGGCUGGCCGGCCUGGACUCCGGCGUCGACGCGGCGGCCACCAAGUCGCCCACCGGCCGGAGCCCAAAGGUGGAGCGCCGCACCACCAUGACCGCCGAAAGAGAGAAAAGGAGGUCACCGAUGAAGCUGUCGGAGCUGGAGUCCCAGCUCUCGCAGCUGCAGGACGAGCUCAAGAAGGCCAAGGAGCAGCUCCAUUCCUCCGAGAAUUCCAGGAAGCGGGCCCUGCAAGAGGCCGAGGAGGCCAGGGCGCAGGCCGCGGAGGCGUCGGCCCAGGCCAGCGACUCGCGGGCGCAGCUCGCCGAGCUCUCCUCCGUGGAGGAGACCCGCAUCUUCGAGCUCCGCCGGCUGUCCCAGGAGCGCGAUCGCUCGUGGCAGUCGGAGCUGGAGGCCAUGCAGAAGCAGCACGAGGCGGACUCGGCCGCGCUCGUCGCGGCCAUGGGCGAGGUGCACCGCCUCCGCGUGCAGCUCGCCGCGGCGGCCCGCGCCGACCGCAAGCAGGAGGUGGCGGAGGCGCUGGCGACCGUCGACGAGCUCAGGGCCAAGCUCACGGCGAGCGAGGAGGCCGAGGCGCAGGCGCGAGCAUUGCACGAGGAAUGCAAGCAGCAGCUGGAGGCGAGCCGGGCCACCAUCGACUCGCUGCUCACGGACGGCUCCAAGCUGAUGGAUUCCUUCAGCCUCGUCGUCACGGAGCUCGAGGAGUCGCGCGCGAAGCUUAAGGCCCUCGAGGAGGAGGUGGAGGAGACGACGUCGGCAAAGGCCGCCGCCGCCGGCCAGAGCUGCAACUGCUCUGACUCGGAGGCCGCCGAGCUGAGGUCGGCGCUGGAGGACGUGGAGGCCAGGUUCCAGGAAGAGAAGAUCCUGAGCACAGUCGAGACGCAGUGCGCGUACGAGCUCAUGGACCAGAUAAAGGUGGAGUCCGACCUGCGGCAUGGCAAGCUUGCCACGGCGCUCGCGAGCGCCAAGUCCGAGGUCAUGUUCCUCAAGGCGAGCCUGUUCGACAGGGAGUCCGAGCUGAGGCGCGCCCAGGACGCGACCAAGAAGGCACAGGACGACGCGAGAACGAACAGCACGGCCGACGAGCUGAAAGCGCAGCUGCAAGGCGCGCUGCAGGAGAACGGGCAGCUGAAGCUCGAGCUGCGGCAGUACGAGUCCGAGAAAGUGCCGGCGAAAUCGGAGGCCGACGCCGCGGCGGAGGCGGCGAAGAAGGGGGAGACAGAGGCCGAGCUGAGGCGGCUGAGGGUGCAGGCCGAGCAGUGGCGCAAGGCCGCCGAGACCGCCAUGGCGUUGCUCACCGUGGGCAAGGGCGGCAACGGGAAGAUCUUGGACCGUGGCGAGUCGCUGGACGGCGGCAAGUACGCGGGCUUGUACGACGAGCUCGACGACGACGCGGCGGCCGCCAGGAAGAACGGCAACGUGCUCCGGAGGAUCAGUGGGAUGUGGAAGAAAUGAGGCUGAUCGCCGAUCAACUGAUGUCAAGUAGUGGCGUGGCUCGAUCGUAGGGAUCGACUUGUUCAAUUUUCUUUUCUCUCGCUUGUAAAAUUGUUUUGCCGGUUCUCGUGGUGUAAAAACAUAGGAGUGAUUCAGUCGCAAAAAAAACAAAAACAAAAAAAACAUAGGAGUGAUUGUACUGAACGUGCUCAUAGCUGUAUCAUACGCGCUAUAUGAUGAAUCGAAGAAUCAAUUCAUCCGGGUGUGAACUGUGAAAA
Messenger RNA from Triticum aestivum (bread wheat), 4327 nucleotides. RefSeq names its product interactor of constitutive active ROPs 2, chloroplastic. The record is from RefSeq and is a predicted model, not a curated record. NCBI's taxonomy places the organism in Eukaryota, Viridiplantae, Streptophyta, Magnoliopsida, Poales, Poaceae. The coding region runs from base 2496 to 4070 and encodes 524 amino acids. The transcript is spliced from 3 exons.